GAGGGCCAAGAAGCUGGUGUUGGUGAUGCUUUUCUUAUCCUGGAACAACUUCCUUUCUGGGAAACUGGGUGUCUCCUUCUGGGCAAAGACAAUAAAAUUCAUCCAAGGGGCCAAAGAGCAGGGCUUCUUCUGUCGCCAAACGGAUGGGCAUCACGUGGCUCCAGGGUUAGCGGUCCUGGAAAAUCCCAGCCCUUGCCACUCUGCCUCCCACACCCAUCUACUCACUCACCCUCACACACUCAGCCUCCCCGACCCACCUUGAACAUUCACCAUCGCACACUGUUCACCCUCAGCUUCUGCCGCCACUACCUGGGCAAUAUUACCAGCCUUUUCCUAAUCCCAGAGCUGCAAUCUUGCUUUGUCACCCGUCCCAGACCCACCAUGUCCCUGAGGCCACUGAAAUUCCAGGCAGUGGGUGAAGAAAACGAGGAGGAAGAGAGCCUGGAUUCUGUGAAGGCGCUGACGGCGAAGCUGCAGCUGCAAACACGGCGGCCCUCGUAUCUGUAGUGGACCGCCCAGGUCCAGAGCCAGACCUGGCGCCAGGCCCGCGCUGGGCCUGGGCCGGGGGAACCUGGGGCCAUCUGCGGCUUUGACUCCAUGGACUCUGCCCUUGAGUGGCUGCGCCGGGAGCUGCGGGAGAUGCAGGCUCAGGACCGGCAGCUGGCGGGGCAGCUGCUUCGCCUGCGGGCCCAGUUGCACCGGCUGAAGGUGGACCAAGCCUGUCAUCUGCACCAAGAGCUGCUGGACGAGGCUGAGCUGGAGCUGGAGCUGGAGCCCGGGGCCGGCCUGGCCCUGGCCCCGCCGCUGCGGCACCUCGGCCUCACACGCAUGAACAUCAGCGCCCGGCGCUUCACGCUCUGCUGAGGGGAACCUGCGUGCCUACUGACCACCCGCUACCCUUUCCCCCCACCCACCUGGAAGCGAGGUGUGCCCCAGAGGCCCCAGCACCUGGCAGGAGAGGGGGUUGGUGGGUACACUCAGAUCAGAUCUGGGAGCAUAAAGCCUAGCAUCCUGUUCCUGCUGCUGCCCCAGCUGUGU
This is a messenger RNA of Myotis lucifugus (little brown bat), 1038 nucleotides long. RefSeq names its product family with sequence similarity 167 member B (gene FAM167B). The transcript is spliced from 2 exons. NCBI's taxonomy places the organism in Eukaryota, Metazoa, Chordata, Mammalia, Chiroptera, Vespertilionidae. Bases 598 to 864 code for a protein of 88 amino acids. The record is from RefSeq and is a predicted model, not a curated record.